AUGAUGGGCGGGGAGAUGCUAUAUUAUUUCGUCAACCAGAUCAAGGGAAUCAACCUCAGCGUCGACGAUGACAUCAUCGACAAGCUCAACUAUUACUAUACAUCCACUAUCAUCAUAGGUAAGUCCGUUGCCUCGAAUAACUCCGGGGUUUCAGUAUUUGCGAUCCUGGUGACCGGAAAACAAUAUGUGGGGCAUCCAAUCCAAUGCUGGGUCCCGGCGACCUUCACCGAGCCCAUGGAACAGUACACAGAGAAUUACUGCUGGGUUCAGAAUACCUACUUCUUGCCGCUUGGCGAAUUUAUUCCUUUCGAAAAAGCGGAGCGAGAGAACCGCCAAAUUGGAUAUUAUCAAUGGGUGCCUUUCAUCCUGGCCCUUGAGGCCGUCUUCUUUUACGUCCCUACCCUGGUCUGGAGAUUCUUGACGUGGCAGACAGGUAAGUGGGUAGAUUAAUUAAUUUCAACAGAUCCUUUAUGAGACAUUCAUAAACCGUGAUUAAAGCAUUCUUAUGAUGACAUUGUAAUAUUUAGGAAUCCAUGUUCAAUCCCUUGUAAAUAUGGCAUGCGAAUCAAGAGUCCUGGAUUACGAAUCGAGGCAGCGUGCCCUCCAGACGAUUGCCACCAACGUUCAGGAAUGCCUGCACAUUAAAAACCAGGUAUUCUGCGUAAUAAUAUCAUUAUUGCUCCAUGCUUAUUUUCAGUUGGGCACAAAAAAAUUAAAACUGUUGAAUAUUUUUAUCUGCACCAGAAGCAGUGGCGCUGCAGUGACCACAUUGUAUAUAGCGACAAAGGCCCUGUACACGAUCAAUGUGUUCGCGCAGAUCAUGUUACUGAAUACAUUUUUGGGAGCCAGAGAUAAAUUCUAUGGUCUUGAAGUUCUUAGUGACAUCUUGAAUGGUCGGGAGUGGUCAGAGUCCGGUCAUUUCCCUAGGGUCACGUUAUGUGACUUUGAAGUAAAAGUAAGUUGCUUCCUCUUUGUUUCAAUAUGCUGCUUUUAGGUGUUGGGAAACGUACAUAGACAUACAGUGCAGUGUGUUCUCAUGAUCAACAUGUUCAACGAAAAAAUAUUUUUAUUCCUUUGGUGUUGGUACAUCAUAUUGGGUACUGCGACGUUUUGCUCAUUAUUAUAUUGGAUAUAUAUCUCAUAUACUCCGUCUCGGUAUGUAAUGAUACGUAUACCAAUAUCAAUUAAUAUUUUUAGUCAACUCAAUUUCGUCGGUAAAUAUCUGACCGGAAUUGAAGGCUAUAAAAUGGUGGAUUCCCAGUCCUUGAGGCGGUUUGUUCAUCACUUUCUCCAUCAAGACGGAGUCUUCCUGCUUCGGAUGGUGGCUACUCAUGCAGGGGAACUCUCCUGUUACGAGUUGGCCAAGAAGUUGUGGACCAAUUUCUGUGACAAUAAAGAGGGCAAGAUCCAUGAUGUCUAG
This is a messenger RNA of Bursaphelenchus xylophilus (pine wood nematode), 1420 nucleotides long. The record is from the annotation of a GenBank genome assembly. Lineage: Eukaryota; Metazoa; Nematoda; Chromadorea; Rhabditida; Aphelenchoididae.